AAUUACUUUUAAAAUUGCUAGCAAUAACUCCCAUCUCAUCUACGUAUUUCUGGUAGGAAAGGUUUUUACGACUUCAACAUAUCCGUUACCUCAAAAAAUUUCCAUCUUAUUCCGGUAACCGACGAUUUCUUGUUUAUACGCGAAGAAUUCCAAUGCCGUAACUCGUUUCUCACUUUCAUCAUUGACCUCUGCAGUGUUUAUCACCAAAUGAAUCAUAAUUUCUUGUCUACAUGGAAUCUCCGUAAUAUUUCAAGUCUCCAAACAUGGAAAUAUUACAAGACCCAACUAAACAGGGGCUCUCGGUAUUUCCUCUUAAAAUCAAUAGACAUUUCAGAAAUCGAUAAAACACUUGUCUUACUUUAUCACUUCUCAAUGGUUCCCAGCGUAUUGAUUGUUUCUCCACAAUCGUCAAGAGAAUUCCAAGGAAAAAUCGUUCCCACGAAACGAUUGCAGAUAUUACUGCGUGAUUUCAGCGGAAUUAUCACAGGUGCGACAAUUAUAUCCGCGCACGCAACUAAAAAAUCGUAGCACAACGAGUUUUUUAUAAAUAUUCUCCAUCCCUCCGGCAGAAUGACACGCGAUUACUGUAUAUAAUUUUUUGGAUGUUUACAAAUUCCACAAUUUUAUCGUGACUUGUAUUUUAAUCUCGACGAACUCGUCGAUUGUCCCUGAAAUAUCAAUUUUUCCUCUCCCAGAGCUGUGAAGAAUUCCUGAUAGUCCAGCUCUCCGUUAUCUCUGAACAAUGACAAGUUUAUAUUUACCAGGGAAGUACAAAUGGACAAUUGUUAUCAAGAGUUAGGUCUGAGUAAAUUUGACCGAUGUGCAUGUCGACCGCUGGUGCAUCUACGUCGAAAGUCGAGUUGUAUCUAGCUCGCGUGGGUGGAAGAGAGGAACCAAAAGGGGAUAUUGAGGAAGGGGGAGAAGGGGGCAAACUCGCGAUUAGCCGCAUAGAUGUUAAAGUCACGUGGAAGUUGCUUUUAGUGUGUGGUACAGUGUGGAAUCGUCAAGUUGAUAGGAGGAGGUAAGACGGUGGGCGAGGGGAUAGAACAACUACCCGAAGGCCCCCGUUCCGAGGAGUAUCCCGUUCGUUGUGCCGCGAGGAGGUCAAUUAUUUUUUUUUUUUGACUCUACAUUAUUUUUCAUUCAUCUUCGAAUCUUCCGGAAACGCUGGAAAAACAGACAGAGCACUGGGGAUAAGGGACUUAUCGCACCCAAUAGAAUUGCAUAGAAUUGCGAGAACCUCUUCACCUGCGAGAACUGAAAAGAGUACUGUUGAAAAAAGAAUAAAAAAUCGAGGAAGGUGAGAUUGUCCGGGGAGUCACUGGUAAUCGAUGUGCAGUUGAUGUCGUUGAGUUUGAGGAAGAGGAUUCGCUCGAGUGUCACGAGAUUACAGGAGAAGACUUUACUCGUAAUGGAGUAAUGAGUCAAGGAAUUUUAGUGGAAGAGGUGUUUAGUGGAUAAUUGAUGGUGUGAGAUAGUGGGGAAAGAGGAGAUUGACUGAUUGACUGAUUGACACUUGGAAUUUGGAGUUGGAUCAUGUGAAAGUCUAGAAAUGAUAAGGAUUUUUCCACCGGCAGUUGACACUCGAUUUUUCUUUCUUUGAUUACCGGAACAAUUAAUACUCGAGCGAUUUACGAGUGGAAGCCGUUCGGCUCUAUUGGACACUGAUAUCACUAUCAUUUUCAACGAGCAUCGAGCAAUGAUCGCAACGGAAGGGUGAUAUAAAGAAUAAAUCGAGGUUUCAGUAGCGUGAAGUUUAUGGAGAUAUGGAGAACUCUGAGGGAUUGGGACAGGCCACUCAGACUGACCAGUCAUUGAUACUGGUGAAAAUUGGGGCCAUGCUCGCUCUGGGAAUGGGUUCAUUGGGACUGGGCAUGUUGCCACUUGCUGUUGGACAUUGUCGAUUCAAGAGGAGACAGAAGUGCGCCUUGUCGAGCACCUCGAGCACGUCGACUAACACCUCAUCAACACCUGAUUCCUCCGCUCAAGGUCUGCUGACUUCCUUGCUCCUCUGCUUCGGUGGAGGUGUCCUCCUGUUCACGACAUUCCUACACCUGGCGCCAGAAGUUCGCCAGAGUGUGGAUCGUCACCAGUUGAACGGUCAACUGGUGCCCCUGGGGAGUCUCAGCAUGGCAGAGCUGCUCUUCUGCGUGGGUUUUUUCCUGGUGUACCUCGUCGAGGAAACAGUUCACGCGACAUUACCGAGUAAAUCAUCAAGACCGGAGAAUCUCCUGUACAGGACAGUGUCGAUCCGCAGGUGUUGUAACAAGCAGCUGCCAACACCUGUCUCAAUAACGAGUAUGUCAACGGUAACAGAUGGUACGGUUGACAGAUCGUGUUCAUCAACUUGGGAGGCUGGUCCCUGUGUCCACGAGGAGGUGGAGAGAAAAAUUGGGAGCCUCCCGGAGUUGGCGGGGCACAAGGGCAAAACGACGAGCUGCAGGGAGCAAAAUUUGCCAGUGGUCUUCGUCCAAUCGUCAUCGAUGGAGCCAAGUGGUGAUGGACGAGAGGACGAUCGAUUUGUUCGCCCCCGGGGCUCAUCCUCUCAUCAGACAACUCAGAGGACUCAUCAGCACACGGACACUUCCGCCCGGGGACUUCUUACUGUCGUCGCACUGUCCUUUCACGCGAUAUUCGAGGGACUCGCCGUUGGCCUUGAACCCGCUGUCACCUCAGUCAUCUAUCUCACAGCUGCCAUUGCCACUCACAAGCUCGUCAUCGCUUUCUGCGUUGGCAUGGAACUCUACGUCACCGGGACAUCCAGAAAAACUAUCCUUGGGUAUCUGUCGGUUCUGUCUGUAGUUACACCACUGGGGAUUAUCAUUGGAGUUGUCCUCGGUCAAUUCAAAAACGAUAGCGAUAAUCUUGGACCUAUUCCCACGAUACUCCAGGGAAUGGCUGCUGGGACACUCCUCUAUGUCGUAUUUUUUGAAGUUCUCGCGAGGGAACGCGCUAAUGAUAAGAGCGGACUUCUCCAGCUGAUGGCUAUCAUCACAGGGUUCAUGCUUAUGCUCGGACUGCAAUUGCUUACAUCGCAUGCCCAUUCGCACAGUCAUGGGCACUCGCACGGGGAUGCUGAGGGUGAUGAACACGAGUCAGAACAUCAUCACGAUCAUGGGGAUGGGGAUCAUGUGCACGCUAUCACCGGCACGAUCGAGAGAUUGUCCUCGACAGUGGCAGAGGCUGUGACCAAAGCAAUUAUGACUUCAAAUACUGAGUCAUGAGUUCGGAACACUUCACUGGUGAAACGAUAAAACGAGAUGAGUUCCAAUCAAAUGACGAACAGGUGCCGAAUUAUUCGUUAUCUGGAUUCAGGGAUAUUUAUGGAGAAAGACUCGACUCAUUUCGUUUCAACAAUUUGUCAUUGACUUGAUAAUAAUUCUCUCCGAGUUUCAAUUGGUUCAGAGACCUCGAGAAAUUUUUACUCAUAGUUAUGAACUCCUUUUUACUCCUAGUUAUGAAAAAGGGAUUUUUUAAGUAAAUAAUGUAUGAGGUGUUUGGGGAUGAAUAUUCAGGGGAAAUUGAGAAUUGUUGGAAUUUUGUACAGAUUGUUAUUAUCCUUCUACGCAGCUAAAGAAAAGUCUGCACGUGUGAAAAAAUUUAAUAGACAAAUGUUUUUUCUAUUAAUUUCUUUUAUACGUGGAACGACAAAGUUCACCGCAUUUAUGUAGGUCUUAGUUAACACAUUUCACGAUCAUUGUGAUAAGGAUCCUCCAGAGGAUAACAUAUAACGAUAUAAAUAUUUUUUUAAUAGAACGAUGAUUGAGGCGUACGAAUUAGACUGACGAUAAACAUGAGUCUGGGAUAAUUUUCUGGACUGUGUUCUAUUGUACAUAAUGAAUCAGUUGAAGUAUUUUUCUUCCAUCGUUGUUAAAUAGUUCCAGAAUUUGUCUGCUGAUCGUUCAUCGAUCGGUCAUUAAUACGUCGGGGUAUUAUUUAUACUUAUAUUAUUCGUUAGAGUAGUUUUAUUCUGUUUUAUUCAUGCCAUCGUUCAAAGUAAUGGGGAUAAACAAAGCGCGGAACGAUUCAUUAGACUUAUGACAAUUUGAUCGAUCGAUCGAACUAAUCGGACAAGAGUACAAAUUCAAGGUAAUGCUGUACGAAAAACAUGAAAAAAUAACUCGGUUAUACACAACAAUAAAGAAUUUUAUUAUUAUAGUUCAUAA
Fopius arisanus is the source of this 4166-nucleotide messenger RNA. Its product is annotated as zinc transporter ZIP3. Gene Ontology annotation, cellular component: plasma membrane. Bases 1767 to 3224 code for a protein of 485 amino acids. Gene Ontology annotation, biological process: zinc ion transmembrane transport. Gene Ontology annotation, molecular function: zinc ion transmembrane transporter activity. Lineage: Eukaryota; Metazoa; Arthropoda; Insecta; Hymenoptera; Braconidae. The record is from RefSeq and is a predicted model, not a curated record. The transcript has 3 exons.